CUAAUCCCACCACUAACAUCUUAGUCAUACCGUGUACAUUUUAUCACUUAACCAUAAAAGACACACGGUAAUACCAGAGUCUUGAAAGCGAAUCCAUUAACGACACUCCCUCGACAUCUAAGCUAUUUUCAUGAGGGAAUCUAAUUAGUACUUUUAUGUUUUAUCCUCUGUACCCUUUCUUCCAUUCCAACGUUUACCAUUUCUCCAUUUUCUCAAUUCUAAAUCUUUACCCUCUGAUCAGAUCACCCCUCACUGAACAUAUCCUUCAGAUCUAACCAGCCACUCAAAAACAAUUGGAAAACAAUACUUUCUUCUCUUCUUCUCUGUGUCUCUCGUUUCCUAAUUUUUGGAGAGAGAAGAAAACCGAAAGAAAAAAUUUUUGAGUCUUUGAGCUAAAGUUACUAUUUUUACUGUCAUCCCCAAAGACCCAAAUGGUGGAAGCACAAACAUGGACAACAAGGAGGAUGAGCAACCCAAGAUUGGACUCAACCGCCACUACCAACCACCAGGUGUUGGACAUUCCAGUAACCCCAACUGGUGAUGUUAGAAACGGCCUCUACAGCGUUGGAUCCCAUCUCUCUCCUAAUCUUUUAACAGCUCUGAUCAUUGCUUCAUGGUUCAUGUCCAACAUUGGGGUCCUUUUACUUAACAAGUAUCUCCUCAGCUUUUAUGGCUACCGUUAUCCAAUCUUUCUCACCAUGCUUCAUAUGAUCGCAUGUGCUUGUUACAGUUACGUAGCCAUAAACUUUCUUGAAAUAGUUCCAAGGCAACACAUUUUGUCAAGGAAGCAGUUUUUCAAGAUCUUUGCUUUGAGUGCUAUCUUUUGUUUCUCUGUGGUGUGUGGGAACACUUCUUUAAGGUACAUUCCGGUGUCGUUUAACCAAGCUAUUGGUGCAACGACCCCUUUUUUCACUGCCAUUUUUGCUUUCUUAAUCACUUGCAAGAGGGAAUCUGCUGAGGUUUAUUUCGCACUUUUGCCUGUGGUUUUUGGGAUUGUUUUGGCUAGUAAUAGUGAGCCUUUGUUUAACCUGUUUGGAUUCUUGGUUUGUAUUGGUUCUACUGCUGGUCGUGCUUUGAAAUCUGUGGUUCAAGGGAUCUUGUUAACUAGUGAAGCUGAGAAACUACAUUCCAUGAACUUGUUAUUGUAUAUGGCUCCUAUGGCAGCAAUGAUUUUGUUACCGUUUACUCUAUAUAUUGAAGGGAAUGUUGCAAGAGUCACACUUGAGAAAGCUAGGAGUGAUUCUUUUAUUGUUUUCUUGUUGGUUGGGAAUGCUACGGUGGCCUAUUUGGUGAAUUUGGCAAAUUUUUUGGUUACCAAGCAUACGAGUGCCCUUACUUUGCAGGUUUUGGGUAAUGCCAAAGCUGCAGUGGCAGCGUUUGUGUCGGUUAUGAUCUUUAGGAAUCCGGUGACCGGCAUGGGGAUUACUGGAUUCGCUGUUACGAUUAUGGGAAUUGUGCUUUACAGUGAGGCAAAGAAGAGAUCGAAGGUCACAACACACUGACAAUAAGUUAAAAAAGAAAGGAUAGGAUUCAUUUUGAUUGCCGCAACAGGGGUGGGGCUCUUUUUUCUUUUUCCUUUUUUUAUUAUUCAUUAUAAUUUCUUGCUUUUUUAUUUUUGAUUAGAUUUUAAUGGAGGAAAAAGAAUCAAAGAAGAGAAUUUGGAUAAAAGAAAAUUGUGAUUGGAUUGUAUAGGAACGAUGGUGGAAAAGGAAAAAGGUUAGAUGCUUUUUUCUUUUGUUAUUGGGGUGGUUUAACAGAAUAAAAUUCUUUCAUUUUCCCCUGUUUGUAAUCUUAUACUAUAUGGUUUUGCUGAAUUAAAAUAGACAGAUAGAAGACUCAAUUCAAAUAUUCAAUUUUAUGUGUUAUAGUUGGGAGAAAAAUCUCCCCCACUGCUAUAUGUUGCAUUAUUGACUUCAUUCUUCUGUUCA
Durio zibethinus is the source of this 1928-nucleotide messenger RNA. The record is from RefSeq and is a predicted model, not a curated record. NCBI's taxonomy places the organism in Eukaryota, Viridiplantae, Streptophyta, Magnoliopsida, Malvales, Malvaceae.